AUGGAAAAAGAAGCUUUUCUUGAUUUUGAGGCUAUUGAUGCUGAAAAUUUUUCCAAUUUCAAUACCGGAGCACCAUGCAUUCUAGGUAUCGACGAGGCAGGAAGAGGACCGGUUCUCGGACCAAUGGUCUAUGGUUGUGCUAUUGUACCUGCCGACAAGAUGGAGGAUCUUAAAUCUUUGGGCGUGAAUGAUUCGAAAAUACUUAGUAGAUCACAAAGGGAAAAAAUUAUUACCAAAAUGGAAGCAUCUGAGAUUUUUGUUGACUUGGUUGGAGUCAAAGAAGAAACUUUUCAGCAUUUUUUACAGUCACACUUUCCUUCAAUAAAAAUAACUGUUUCAAAAAAGGCUGAUUCGAUCUUCCCAAUUGUUGGUGCUGCUUCAAUUUUUGCAAAAGUGACUCGUGACCGACGUGUUUCUAACUGGAUUCUGGAUGGGUUUACAUCCCCGGAAGAAGGAAUUGGUUCUGGUUAUCCAUCAGAUCCAAUGACGAAAUGUUACAUCUCAAGAACUUUGGACUCACUCUUUGGAUUUUCUCCGUUAGUCCGCUUCAGCUGGCGAACGAUAGAAAAACUGAUUGGAAAUAAAGCAGUGAAGUGCUUUUGGAACGUUCAGGGAACUGAUGAUGACCCUUUAAAGCAGCGUACACUUAAAGAAAUUUGGGCGUCUAAUUCAGCCGAGGGAAAAGACAAACAUGAGCAACACCGGAAACAUACAAAAAGAUUGAUAAGGCACCGAUUUUUUGCCGAAAGAGGCAUUGCAAAUAUUGAUAUAAUUGUUUGA
Meloidogyne enterolobii is the source of this 780-nucleotide messenger RNA. NCBI's taxonomy places the organism in Eukaryota, Metazoa, Nematoda, Chromadorea, Rhabditida, Meloidogynidae. The record is from the annotation of a GenBank genome assembly.